Ruditapes philippinarum (Manila clam) is the source of this 5418-nucleotide messenger RNA. Its product is annotated as molybdate-anion transporter-like. Gene Ontology annotation, molecular function: molybdate ion transmembrane transporter activity. The record is from RefSeq and is a predicted model, not a curated record. Lineage: Eukaryota; Metazoa; Mollusca; Bivalvia; Venerida; Veneridae. Gene Ontology annotation, biological process: molybdate ion transport. Bases 201 to 1556 code for a protein of 451 amino acids. The transcript is spliced from 2 exons. Gene Ontology annotation, cellular component: membrane.
AGUCUUUGAGUUAAAUAAUUUGUCAAUGAACUUCCGGUUGAGUUGUCAACGAAUAUUUUUACUGUAUUUAACACUUUUUACAAAUGAAAGUGGUCUAAAGAUUUUGAUGUGACAUGAUUUUUUGGCAAUAAAGAUGCAGUGAACGAAUGUCAUAAAGGAUUUUUUCCCCCAUAAGAUACUCCAAAAACACAGCUGGCAAGAUGAUGUUCAUUGUAUAUGGAGCUUUUAUUAUCUUCGGGUUUGUGGCUUUGGUCCUGCAGGUUAUGGCCUACAAAACAAGGCCGAGUGUGUCGGAGGGCAACAAUCCACAGUUCCUCAAGUUUCAGAGAGGUUACUUUGCUGCAUACCUUAUGGCCAUGUUUGCAGACUGGCUACAGGGACCCUAUCUCUAUAAGCUGUAUUCGUACUACGGAUUUCAAGAAGAACAAAUUGCUGUCCUGUAUGUGUUUGGGUUUGCUUCCACAGUAAUAAUUGGAAUGUGGGCGCCAUUGGCAGCUGAUCAAUUCGGAAGAAAGAAACUCUGCCUUUCAUUUACAGUUCUUUAUUCUCUAUCAUGUUUGAUGAAACUAUCACGAAGUUAUGGUAUCCUGAUACUCGGAAGAAUCAUUGGAGGCGUGGCCACCUCGGUACUAUUCUCCGCCUUCGAGGCUUGGUAUGUUCACGAGCACAUAGAAACACAUGACUUUCCAAAAGAGUGGAUUGCCGUCACUUUUGUGAAAGCUUCAACUUGGAAUGGUGUUCUUGCUGUUACGGCAGGGAUAAUAACAAAUUUUGUAUCGGAAUGGUUCCAUAUGGGUCCCGUGGCGCCAUACAUGUUAGCCAUACCAUUCCUGAUCUUUGCAGGAAUUCUCGUUUCAACACACUGGAUCGAAAACUAUAGUGGCAGUAAAGUAAAAUUUAAGAAAGUUUGUUCCGAUGGAUUCAAAGGAAUAAUGUCGAGUGAGAUGAUCUUUAUGGUGGGAGCAAUUGAAGCUCUUGUCGAGAGCGUUAUUUAUAUCAUCAUAUUCCUUUGGACACCAAUUCUCGAACCGGGCCAACCAUCUCUUGGCAUCGUUUUCUCAUGUUUCAUGGUGUGCAUUCUAGCGGGACAGGGACUUUUUCAAAUUUUAUCAAGUAAAAACAUAGAAGUACCAAUUCUUUUAUUAUCAUCGUGCGGAAUUGCGCUGUUAGCUAACUUAAUUUGUGUAAAUUCUACAGACCCUGAAAAUCGAAAUACAAAUCUCUCAUUUAUUGCGUUGUGCAUAUUUCAGUUUGCAGUCGGCAUAUAUUUCCCGGCCAUGGGGUAUUUGAGAAGUCAUAUCAUUCCAGAACAGCACAGAUGGAGUAUUAUGAACUGGUUCAGAGUGCCGAUUAAUCUAAUUUCUUGCAUUGUGUUAAUGUUGUUGCAUGAAGACAUGUUUAAACACGGGAAUAGGAUGAUUUUUGUGAUAUGCUCGGGACUUUUAACUCUGUCUUUGCUCUGUGGCGUGAGAUUUUUUAAACUUGCCAAAGAAGAUGAAAGUUUGAAACAAACUUCUCCCCUAAUGACAAGUGAGCAUAUUCAUAAUAUAUUUUAACCCUUGAACUUUCAGAAUGAACUUCCCCAACUUACAUUUCAGAACAGUCCAUUAUCAAUUUUAGGGAUGUCAUCAUUGUCAUGACAAAAGUUUGGAAGCUUGUCAAACCAGACUGAACAUGUUUCACAGUAUGUUGGCUGACCUAGGCUCUGUUCUUUCGGCAAAGGGUUUUCAAUUUUAGCUUCAGCAUUAUUAGGGUGGUGCUUGAUACAUGUACAUUUUUUACAUGUAGCUAACAUGUACAUGUACAAUGUAUAGUAUUAUGCUGAAUAAAAUCUGUUGGGGUUAAUUUAGAAUGUGUUUUUGCAGGCUAUCACAUAACAGCAAUUUAAUAUAUUAAAUCAAGAAGAGUUUACACAUAGUGAUUUAUUUGCAAGGCAUUUGAACAAGUUUUACUGUGUCAUACAGGGAUAAAAGCUUGAAAAGAUUUAAUGUUCAUGUAUCAUGUGUAGUAAAAUUUUAAAGUAACGAGAAUAUUGGGCAUCUUCCUCCACCAAUAAAAUUUGAUUCUUUCUAUAAAUACAUUAAUUAUUUAUGAAAAUAAAUAUUUCAUGAGUGGCGGACUAGCCACAACUGAAAUAUGAUAAUUUUCAUACCACAACAUGAAAAUAAAUCAUGUAUUUAUAGGAAAACCUUGAAUUUUCUGUUUAUUACAUAAUUUUUUUCUUCUUUGACAUUACAAUUUGAAAAAUUAAAAAAAAAUCUCUUAAAUUUUGUUUACUGGCAGAAUUUAAAAGAAAGUAGUCCAGCAAGACACCAAUGCAAAUAGGAAAUAUAUGUUUCACUGAGGGGAAAAUUAAUUUUUACAAUGAAAAUACAGAAAAAUGAAAAUAGGCAUUUUAUUUCAUCAAUAUUUCUUAAAAUUUCAUUUAUAAGUAUAUUGUAUAAAUACAUUUAAUUUUCAUCUACAGGAUGCAAUUCUUGGAUUCAGGUCUGAUAUGGGAAACUUAGCUGUUUUGUUGUUACAUUUAUUUAGGUUGUUUUAUUCAUUAUUUGCUGUGGUAACAUUGUGGAUACAAAUUUGUUGGGAUGUUUUUGUUUUGUAAGUGAUGUUAUUAAAUAUUAGAAUUAAUCAAGGGUCCAAUGUAUAAAACUUGAAAUCAAGCCAAUGGACCAGAUGUUCAAAUUUUUUUUAGUUCAUUCUAAUUUUGUAAUACAUUGUAUUGUUAACAUAAAACACGUAAAAUUUUCACUUAAAAAGAUUUUGAAACAGUUAAAAUUACUUGAUAUAAGAUUUAAAGAUCAACUUUAAAGUUAUUGAACACUGUUUUGAACAACAUGGCCAUUGUAUUGUUGUUACUGACAUACACUGUAGUAAACUGUAUAAUGAUUGUUUGAUUUUAACCUUUAACCUGUAGCAUUUCUUAAAUUGCUUUGGCCAGCUUUCAUUUUGGGAAUUGCCCAUUAACAAAUUUGGGGAUAUCAAGAUGAAAAUGUAAAGUUUGCCAGACAAUAUUAUAGUAUUGAGCCUGGUCAGUCUCACUGCAUAAAUGUGCAUUCUGGUCUGGGUACAUGUAUAUACUGGUGGCAAAGGCUGGUCAUUUUCAGUUUCACCAGGGUUAGGGCUAUUUAUAAGUACUUGUGAGGACUUGCCUAUGCCUUUUGUCUUGAGCAAUGUUGACCUGUAUCAAAAUCCCUCUUAUUAAUAAUGGACAGGUCCAGUAUCAAAGGAGGACAAGUCCAUUUUGCAAAGUUAGGACAUUUAUGAGGCUUAAGCAGAAGUUUUACCGUAAAACUGUGGUCAUUUUUUUGUAACUAAGUGCUUCUUCAGUGUCUAUUCUAGGAUUUGAAAAACAGGACGGAUUUUUAUUGAGUAUUGUUGAUCUUUUUCCUGCUUUCUCUAGUAUAUAAAAUAUACCCCCUGCCUCUGAAAAAAUUUGGUUGAAUUCUCAAAAUGUGGGUGAAUCCUCCCAUCCCCCCUCCUAGAAUACAUGUAGACACUGCUUAUAAAAGGAUUUUUUAAAAAUAAUUAUGCUCAUUAUUUAUGAAUUUAUAUAUCAGCCACAUCCGAGAGAAAAUACUGAUGAUCUCAAAUAACUCUAAUAACAAAAUUGGGCUUGGAAAAUUGAAAUGUUAUUUUAAGUCUCUAAUGUUUAUUAGUAUGAGUACUAUCAGUGUUGAAACUAAGAAUUGCAAGAUUUUAUUUAUGGGGUCAUCACAUGUUUGUAUACAGUCACCUAUUUUGAAUAACAGUGUUGGCUCUGACUGUUUUUAUGUUUAACAAGAAAUCUUAAGGAUUGUCGAUGUAUAAUUUGAGUAAUAUUUGGGUGGGAUUUUAAUUAUCAGUUGUUUUAAGGAAUACAUCUUUGCAAAGUUCAGUAACCAACAAAAUCUACCAACUAGUCGCUCUAGAGUUAUUUCCCUUGAAUAGCCAAAAAUUGAAAACAUUCUCUUGGUCUGGUAAAUUUCUUGAACAGUUACUUAAGAAACAAAUUUGAUUUGGUCACUAUGUAUAACAGUGGGCAUAAUAUCUCUGUGAAGUAUGAAAAGAAGCAAACUGAUUUACAGAAACCAUGUAAGUCUGCAAUAAUUUUUAUCCUCAUUUUCUUAUCAUUUUUGUAGAAAGUAAUAGUAAUUUUGUGGGUUAAUGCUUUUGUUAUUGUUUAUAAGGAACUGUUACGAUCUGGAUUGGGGUCCAAGUUUCAUGUGAUGAGAUAUCGUUAAACACUAAGUGCUUGUUUUGUUUUUUGUUAAUUUGUUGAGAUUAUGAAUACCUGUUAUUGAGUUUAAUAAGUUUAAAAUCACGUGCAUUCAAUAUGUAAACAUACAUGUAAACACUACAGCUACAUGUAUUUCAUUUAUUUGGUGUUUUAUUAUAAUUUUAUUCAAAUUUUAUCGUAGAUUUAUAGUGAAUGAUUCAGGUAACUAUUAAAAAAUGACAUAUAAAUAUGUAUCAUUUUAAAAACAGCAAUUUCUUUGAAAAUCAAUUUUUGUACAUGUAUGUAUAACAACAAUAACAACAAAAUAGUAUUGUUACAAUAUGCACUGUACAUAUAUAUACAUUUUUUUUCAGAGUGAAAUGUUUUAUUAUUAUCAAUCAUCUAAUAUGGAUAUUAAUAUACAUUGUACAUAUGCCUUCAGAUUUAUGUUGUUUAAUUUGUGUGUUACUAAUUUGUCAGUGAUAAGAUUUGAGAGUUAAGAUGCAUUUGAAUUACAAAUGAAGGUUUAUAGAACAAAGUGUUAAUUUUAAGAGAAACUUAAUAGAUUAUAUAUGCUUCUAUAUGUUAUUUAUAUUUAUAAAAAAGUGUUAUCAUAAUUAUAUAACCUAUAAUCAAUUUGAAUGCUUAUAUAUGUAUGUAAUAUCAUGAGCAGCAUCUGCUAAAUAGUGCUAACAUAAAUAUUAUUGUCUAAAUAAAUCAGCUUAUAUUUAUUUUAUUAAUAAAUUGGCUAAACAUCUUCUAGAUAAAUCUUUUAACAUAUUUUACAAAGAUAUCUGCUAAAAAUGUAAAAUAUUGCCUAUUAUGUCUAGAUAAAUCUGAUAUAUACAAGUACUUUCAAGGUUAGUCUACUAAAUAUAUCUGCUAAAUAUCUAUAACUAAAUCUGCUAAAUAUAUGCUUAAUCUUCUGUUCUUUAUACAUGUUAUAGAUAAAUGAGUUUUCAUAAUUUAGGAAAUAAUUAAUCAAUUUUCUGUGCCUUGAAGAAUAGUGCACGGUUCCAGUUCAAAUGUGCAGGAAUUUAAUCAUAUAGCCAGACAGCUAUGAAAAUAAAAGAUAUUUCAUUAUUCCGGAGUAAAUUUAUAUAUCUGUUAUAUACAGUCAUGUAUAUUGCAUUGAGGGUGUAUUGUUAAGAUUGAAGGUUCAAUUUUCAACAUUAAUAGAUUUUUUAUGUGCUUGAAAAUUUACAAUAAUGGAGAUUGCAAAA